Molecule: messenger RNA, 852 nt
Organism: Mycena indigotica
Lineage: Eukaryota; Fungi; Basidiomycota; Agaricomycetes; Agaricales; Mycenaceae
Product: CSN8-PSD8-EIF3K domain-containing protein
Exons: 8
Coding region: 1-852 (283 amino acids)
Source: RefSeq, a predicted model, not a curated record
AUGCCCUCCACGUUCACCGAGCCGGGUUUCCCGCGGGCGCAUCGUUUGCGCGCGAGUGACUUUGUGUGUUCAACUCGACUUUGGGACGCAAGCGAUUCUUUGGCAGUUGUUGACAACUUGGAUGCUGCUGGCUAUUGCAUUUGGGGGACUGACUCAAGGGCUCCAGCUGCAGCGCCAGCCCCACAAAGCGUCGUUUCAGAUCACUUUACGCAAAUAUUUCCUUUGGCAACAGAAAAGAAGUACAAAGAACUCAUCCGUUUGGCCGAGUUGAACGACUACGGGGCCGACUCUGACCGCAGUCCAACCCGUCUUGCGCUGACCACGCCCCUCGUUCUUGCCUAUCUUAUCCUCGACGAUCUGCAAGUAGUCCCGCUCGCUUCGCCUUACAGCGCCUUCCGCGCGACCUUGCUGUGUCUCCCAUCGCAAAAGCCUUCUUCGCGCUGCUGGCAUCAACUGUGGAUUCUGGAACGCAAAUACGCUAAUGUCUAUUCUCGCACGACCGAGCUUCUUGCUAUCACCAGCGGCUCCGACUUCCUUGACGCGAAUCUCGGCGCGAUAUUGGGCCUCAUGCUGAACGCUUUCCUCGAAUCAUUCCGCACGCGGACAUUUAAUCUCCUAAAGAAGGCCUAUACCUCCCUUCCAGUGUCCCUGGCCCAGGUAUACCUUGGUCUUGGGGCGGAGGAGGUCCUGUCAGCUGCUGCGAGCGAUGGCUGGUCAUAUGACGCCUCCACACAAAUACUCACCCCUGCGCAACGAUCCGCGUCCACACAACUUGCGAAUGGCUUCACCCCAUUCUCCACGCUCGCAACAUUUGACUUUGUUGCCAACAGUGUCGCAAAGCUGGAAACUUAG